Molecule: messenger RNA, 1530 nt
Organism: Solenopsis invicta (red fire ant)
Lineage: Eukaryota; Metazoa; Arthropoda; Insecta; Hymenoptera; Formicidae
Product: tRNA N(3)-methylcytidine methyltransferase METTL6
Exons: 9
Coding region: 122-946 (274 amino acids)
Source: RefSeq, a predicted model, not a curated record
AUUUCUUUUCCUUCGCACAUCGAAAUAUCGCGUAAACUUCUUCUGGGACAAUAAGUUUUGCGUUGCAAAUUUAAUUAUUCGACACGGGAAACGAAAAUAUAAUCGGGAAACGGUAAAAAAAAUGAACGAAUCCGUUGAAAACGCUACGUCGAACGUGGGCCACGUGGCGAAGCGUCUCACGCCGGAGGAAAUCGAUAAAAUGCGGACGCAGGAUUCUCGCCUGGUGUCCGAGUUUCGCGCGAGUCAACUCGAGAGGGACGCGAAGAAGCACUGGGAUUUGUUCUACAAGCGGAACGAUACCAGAUUUUUUAAAGAUAGGCAUUGGACCACGCGGGAGUUCGACGAGUUGCUGGGUUUGGGCGGCAACGGGAAUCAAAAUGUCCUCCUCGAGGUGGGCUGUGGGGUCGGCAAUUUCGUUUACCCGUUGAUAGAGGAUGGACUGAAAUUUCGGAGAAUAUUCGCGUGCGAUUUAUCCACGCGGGCGAUCGAGUUGCUUAAGAGUCACACGUUAUUCCACCCAGAAACAAUGAAAGCCUUUCAAGCGGACGUUACGUUAGAAAAUUGUUUCGCCGAAAUUGAUUGUCCAAUUGACGUAGCAACUUUGAUCUUUGCACUAUCAGCUAUUCAUCCUGAUAAAUUUCACAAAGUUGCCCAAAAUAUAUUCAACGUUCUUGGUAGUGGAGGAAUAUUGCUAUUUAGAGAUUACGGGUUGUACGAUAUGGCACAAUUACGUUUUAAACCUGGGCACAAGAUUAGUGAGAAUUUUUAUAUGCGACAAGAUGGAACCAGGAGUUAUUAUUUUUCUGCGGAACAAGUAGCAUGUCUAUUUGAAUCUGUUGGUUUUCAAACAUUGGAUUGUGGCUAUGUACAAAGACGUACUGUAAAUUUAAAAGAGAAUAUUGAUGUUCCGAGAAUUUUUGUUCAAGCAAAAUUCAAAAAAUCUUGAAUAUAAAAUGUGACAUAAAAAAAUGAUACUGUGUAAUUCAGUAAGACUUGUGAUGAACUCUAUGAGGAAAAUUUGAAUUCUAAAUAUGAUUUAAUCAUCAAUAGAAAUUAUAAUCGACAUCCAAGAUACUAUAGUUCAAUAACACUUGUAUGAGGAACAUUUUAAUUUUCAAACAUGAUUUUAAUGAUAUUUAAUAGAAGUGUAUAAUGGCGCAGUCAACAUCCAAGAUAUCUCGGAAAGAAAACAAGACAAAUAGAGUACAUUUUAAAUAUACGAAGAAAUGAUGAUGCAUGGCUUCAAAAAAUGAUUAAUUCGUCAGAUCUAAAGUUUGAGUCCAAUUUUUAUAUCACUGUUUACAAGAGAUUGAUUAAAAAAAUCAAGUUUUGAGGAAAGAAUAAAUUAAUAUAUACUGAAAUUUCUAUGAUUUUUAAUAUGGAUAAUAUUGACACAAAUACAAAAUGUAUAUAGUCUAUUGAUUUGCAUUUUGCAAUACAGCGUGGAUGUUGUGGAUAUACCAAGUAAUAUAUUAAGAUAUUAAAGCAUUUUUAAAAUUUUAUAAAUAAAUCUUAUUGUUAUAUACUAUA